AUGCGGCCCGGCAAGCCGCCGAGUGUCCAAGAGCUUGUGGCGCAAGCCGAGAACUUCGCCUUCAACGUCAACAUACCGCUCCGACACUGGAUACGAACAGCAGAGACGCUAUGCCAGGAGGCGGCGUUUGCCAUGUCCGACAGCGAUUACGGCCGAGCCUACAUGAUGCUGUACCGACACUCCGUUCUCGUUCUGAAUUACUUGUCUACGCAUCCAGAGUACAAAGAUACCCUCGCGCGUAAAUCCGUCAAAGCCCUGCAAGCCCGGAUCGGCGAUGUCAUUCAAGAGUUGGAAAUGCUCAAACCGGCGAUCGAGGGUAGCCGUCAAGAAUGGGAGCGGAUGCAGCCAGAGAAGCGACAAUAUCACAUAUCAACUGACGGCGCGGCACCCUCGUAUGCUGGGUUCGCAGCGCAGGACCCUACUCUUCAACGUCAGACGACUAUUCUUGACGCCGCAGAGCACCAGGACUUGGCGGUGGACCUUGCCCAGGAGGAACUCGACCGCCGGACUCGUGUGCGACGCACCAAGCAGGACAGUUACAACGCGAGAACCACUUCGCUUCGACCUUACUUCGAUAGUUGGCGGAACAAUUAUCUUGGCAGCUCGGAGGAUGUGGACUUGCAGCAGCAAAUGGCCGCGGUUCGCAACAACCUGGAUCGCAGUGCGGAGGCAGCGAAUGAUGUCGAUGCGCAUGGCCAGGGCCGUUCAGACACAAGACAAUACUAUUAUCCGUCGGUCUCCAAAUCGCGCCCGAUAGAGGUCCUUCGUGAGCAGCAGCCUGCAGUGCCACCCAAGUUCCCUGCCUUGGUCCCGGAACGGCCACCCAAAGAGUCGCCACAGACGUGGGACGCAGGCGACAAGCCACCAAUACCUCCACCGAGCUACAAUCAAUCAUCCAGACCGACCGUGCCUCCAAAGGCACCCCUUUCCGCACCAACGGUGCCCAAGAAGGAGCGACUUACAUUUAAGCCCGGCGCUUAUCUGGAGAAUGGAGAUCCUAUCCGGUCCAUGUUCAUACCCAGCAAGCUUCGAAGGACGUUUUUGGAGAUUGCAGCAAAGAACACGGCCGCAGGGCUCGAGAUGUGCGGAAUCCUCUGCGGUAGUCCGGUGAACAAUGCGCUGUUUGUACGUUGCCUCAUUAUACCGGACCAAAUAUGCACCUCGGACACCGUAGAGACCGUCAACGAGGGUACGCUAGCCGAGUAUUGCAUGAAUGAGGAUUUGCUGGUGCUGGGGUGGAUUCACACGCACCCGACGCAAACUUGCUUCAUGAGCUCGCGGGACUUGCAUACGCAUGCCGGUUAUCAGAUUAUGAUGCCGGAAAGCGUGGCCAUUGUGUGCGCGCCAAAGUUCAACCCCUCAUAUGGUAUUUUCCGAUUGACGCACCCGCCUGGGCUGAAUCAUAUUCUCGACUGCAAGCAGACGAGCACAUUUCACCCACACUCAGUUGACAACCUGUACUGUGAGACGGAGCAUCCGACCGGACACGUUUACGAAAGUGACAAGCUGCCAUUUUAUGUGCAGGAUCUCAGAACGUCGGGAGAUAAGCAGAAGUAG
Cordyceps fumosorosea ARSEF 2679 is the source of this 1557-nucleotide messenger RNA. Its product is annotated as Mov34/MPN/PAD-1. NCBI's taxonomy places the organism in Eukaryota, Fungi, Ascomycota, Sordariomycetes, Hypocreales, Cordycipitaceae. The transcript has 3 exons. Gene Ontology annotation, cellular component: endosome; membrane. The record is from RefSeq and is a predicted model, not a curated record. Gene Ontology annotation, biological process: protein K63-linked deubiquitination. Gene Ontology annotation, molecular function: K63-linked deubiquitinase activity; metal-dependent deubiquitinase activity; protein binding. The coding region runs from base 1 to 1557 and encodes 518 amino acids.